ACCACCCCGCCUCGUCCGCUCUCCGUCGCUCGCCACUCAAACUACGUGCCUGUCUCUUUCGAUCUUUACUCAAGAUGCUGAUCAAGGUCAAGACCCUUACUGGCAAGGAGAUCGAGCUCGAUAUCGACCCCGAGGAUCCUGUAUCCCGUAUCAAGGAGAAGGUGGAAGAGCAAUCGGGUGUACCACCACCGCAGCAGCGGUUGAUCUACGCUGGUAGACAGAUGGCGGACGACAAGCUCGUCAAGGAGUUUAACAUCUCGGCGGGUGCUGUACUACACUUGGUCCUUGCUCUUCGUGGAGGCGCCUGGUAGAGGUUGCGAGUCGCCCGAUAUGAUAACCCAAUGAACGACCGGCGGAAGACGAUGUGAUGUACCAUGCAGUCCCUUGUGUUCGUGUUAGACAACUUCUAGCCGCAAUUGCUUUCUCUCGCUUUCAUGACAUGAUGCGUUCAACGAGGCGCUUUU
Molecule: messenger RNA, 464 nt
Organism: Trametes versicolor FP-101664 SS1
Lineage: Eukaryota; Fungi; Basidiomycota; Agaricomycetes; Polyporales; Polyporaceae
Product: ubiquitin
Exons: 6
Coding region: 75-311 (78 amino acids)
Biological process (GO): modification-dependent protein catabolic process; protein neddylation; regulation of proteolysis
Cellular component (GO): nucleus; cytoplasm
Molecular function (GO): ubiquitin protein ligase binding; protein tag activity
Source: RefSeq, a predicted model, not a curated record